CAGCUGAGAAUGACAGAAUUGGUGCAAAUUUUAUUUUCUUGUGAUAGUGUUUUCACACAUAUUUUUGUUUAAAGCAGCUAUAAGUGUUUAUUCAGGCAAUUUAAUAUCAAUUUGCAUUCGGUAAUAUCCUAUUAGAAGGCGCACACCAUUACCUAGGUGUUUAAGUGCUGAAUUGGAAGGAUGUCACGAAAUUCAAAGGGUGGACCAGGUCCAAUACCAAAUCGUUGGCUACAUUGUCCACGGAAAAGUGAAGUUAUAAUUGCUGAGCGAUUUUUAGCUUUUAAAACACCAUUAAGCAGAGCAUUCGAUGAUCAAAUGCCACAAGAAUGUCUUUUUCCUCCAGAAAUGAUAUUUGGUUACUGCAAAACGACAAAGAUGAGCUUGGGCCUUUGGAUCGAUUUGACCAAUACAAAACGCUUUUAUGAUCGUCAAAUUGUCGAAUCACACAAUGCUCAGUAUGUGAAGCUACAGUGUCGCGGACACGGAGAAACACCAUCGCCAGAACAGACACGCUCAUUUAUUGAGAUAGUGGAUCAUUUUAUUAAUGAACGUCCUUUUAAUAUUGUCGGCGUUCAUUGUACUCACGGUUUUAAUAGAACAGGAUUCUUGAUUGCGUCUUACCUUGUAGAACGUCUUGAUUAUUCAAUUGAAGCCGCUCUAGCCAUAUUUGCAGAAGCACGUCCUCCAGGCAUAUACAAGCAGGACUACAUAAAUGAACUAUUUCGAAGAUAUGACGAUGAGGAGGAUGCUCUGCCCGCGCCGCCUUUACCAGCUUGGUCUUUAGAGUACGAUGAUAGUGAUGGAAACAACUCAAAUAGUAGUGGUUUGCUUAAGCGAAAAGCCGAAGAAGAAAAUCAUUUUAAUGACGAUGAUAACGAAGAUGGCGAUGAAGAUGAUAAAUCAGAGGAGCCAAGUGCUUCGAAUGGUGGUGGGCAUAAAAAGAAACGACGCAAGGAAUUGGUAGUAAAAAAUGCAACAUUUAUGAACGGCGUACCGGGCGUUGUACUUGUUACCGAUCAACCAAGACUGGGUGAAUUGCAGCUAAAGGUACAGCAAAUGUGUGGCUGGAAAAAGAGCGGUUUCCCAGGGGCUCAACCAGUGUCUAUGGAUAGGAAUAAUAUAAAACGUUUGCAUGAAAUACCAUAUAGAGUAUCAUGGAAAGCCGACGGAUCGCGGUAUAUGAUGCUUAUUAACAAACGUGAUGAGAUUUACUUUUUCGAUCGUAACAACUCGUGCUUUCAGGUGGAGAAUAUAUCUUUCGUUAAGGCCGGUAAUUUAACUCAACACUUGGAAGAUACGCUUAUAGACGGAGAAAUGGUAAUAGACAAACUUAAUGGUGAAUCCAUACCCCGCUACCUUAUAUACGACGUAGUUAAAAUUUCGAAUUUAGAUAUUGGUUCUAAACCGUUCUUUCCAGAUCGAUUGCGGUGUAUUAAAAAAGAGAUUAUCGAACCCCGCUAUGAGGCUAUAACGAAAGGAUUGAUCAAUAGACCGUUGGAACCAUUCAGCAUACGUCAUAAAGAAUUUUGGGACAUUCGCACAUCUGCCUCAUUAUUGGGAGAAAAAUUUGCGAAGUCGUUAUUGCAUGAACCUGAUGGUUUAAUUUUUCAACCUUCAAAACAACCCUACACUGCGGGUGUUUGUUCAGAUGUACUUAAAUGGAAGCCUUUUCAUAUGAACUCGAUAGAUUUUCGGCUCAAAAUUGCUGUAGAAAACGGACAGGGUAUAUUAACCAGUAAGGUGGGCUUGCUGUUUGUUGGUGGCUUGGAAAGUAAUUUCGCCAAAAUAAAGUAUACGAAAGCAUUAAAGGACUUAGAUAAUAAGAUAAUUGAAUGUUCUGUCAACUCCCAAGGAGAAUGGGAAUUCAUGCGUGAGCGAACGGACAAAAUGCUGCCAAACAGUUACAAUACAGCAGUGUCUGUUUGUGAAAGUAUUCGAUAUCCUAUUACGAAGGCUUAUUUGCUCGAUUUUAUUGCUAACUAUGGCUUUAAAGAUGAUAGUGAUAUGAUGCCACCACCACAACGACAACCGCAACAACACCACCCCCAACAACAACAACAACAGCAACACCAUCAUCAGCAGCAAAAGCACUGCCAGCCGCAGCAUAUGCAACAACAUCCACAAAAACAACAACAGCAACAAGACUAUCAUCAUAAAGAGUUGCAAGACGAACAGCAAUGAAACGGUUAAAUGAAUCAUUUAAUAUAAAUUAAACAUAGAAUGCAUAACAUUUAUUCACAACCGACAUAAAUGUUUACGAGCGGAGAUUUUCCAAAUUUAGACAUGAAAAACAUAAUAAGGAAAUUAUAUUUAAACGCGUUAUACGUAAUUCAAAUUAUGCAUAGCUGACAUACUAAAUAUUAAAAUAAUGAAUAAAUUAAACAAAACAUCUUUUAGAGAAG
This is a messenger RNA of Ceratitis capitata (Mediterranean fruit fly), 2402 nucleotides long. It is a transcript of the gene mRNA-cap, whose product is annotated as mRNA-capping enzyme. The record is from RefSeq and is a predicted model, not a curated record. Gene Ontology annotation, molecular function: mRNA 5'-triphosphate monophosphatase activity; mRNA guanylyltransferase activity; ATP binding. Lineage: Eukaryota; Metazoa; Arthropoda; Insecta; Diptera; Tephritidae. The transcript is spliced from 8 exons. Gene Ontology annotation, biological process: 7-methylguanosine mRNA capping; dephosphorylation. Bases 181 to 2181 code for a protein of 666 amino acids.